Molecule: messenger RNA, 1206 nt
Organism: Bubalus bubalis (water buffalo)
Lineage: Eukaryota; Metazoa; Chordata; Mammalia; Artiodactyla; Bovidae
Gene: C18H19orf81
Product: chromosome 18 C19orf81 homolog
Exons: 5
Coding region: 7-1074 (355 amino acids)
Source: RefSeq, a predicted model, not a curated record
GGGGCGAUGUUGGGGAAACUGAUGGAGGAGACUGGGGAGAUGGAACAAGGGAAGGGGAGAGAUGUGGGGAGAAAGAGGGCAGAGAAAAUGAGGGAAAGAGUAGAGGAGAGAUGGGGAGAGCGACAGGGAGAAGUCAGGAUAAAGAAAUGGGGAAAGAGGGAGGAAGGGAGGGGGACAGAGACAUGGGGAGCAGAUGAAGAAGACAGUGCGAGUGACAGGAGUGGGGAAAGAGGCUCGAGGAGACCGGGAGACGUUGAGGAAGAAAAAGGAAGCUGGGAAAGAAGGAACUGGGACACACAGCGGGUCCCAGAGAUGAAAGGAAACCAGAUGCCUAUGUGGACGCAGCCGUCCACAUUUUUCCCCCGGGGGUUCAAGAACAAGAGGGAGGAAGCAGCGGGGAGACAGAGCUGGGGCGGGUGGCCCAGUCAGAGCGCUUCUCCCCGUCCUCCUGAGACAACCCUCACCCGCCUUCCCAGGAUGCAACAGGAGGUGGAGCCCCUGUGCUCCUCCGCCAUGGGCAACCCCAGCAUGCACAGGGACGCAGGAGCGCUCCUUGUGGACCGAGAGACCCCAGAGGAGAUGCAGGCGCGGAGCCUGGGCAGACCUGUCAAAUCCUCGAAACAGUAUCUGCGUCAGGUUAUUGCAGAAUACGAGGCGCUGGACCGAGAGCUCCCGUGCAUCCGGAAGUUUCCCAUGCCGCCUGCCGCUCAGCCGCUUUGUCUGUGCAUGGAGACCUCGCCUGAAGAGGACCUUACCCACGUGGAGGUGCUGGAGGCCCUGGAAGCCGAGUUCCCCGGGGCCAUGGAGAGUGGGCGCGUGAGCAGCAUCCGCUUUGAGAACAUGAACGUCAUCUGUGGGACUGCUGGACGCCAGGACCGGUGGCUCAUCAUGGUCACGGACUUCCAGACUCGAUCGCGCCUGCUGCGCUCGGGGCUUCGACUCCGUGGGAACCUGCAUCCUCUCGUGCGCCACGACGAACUGCUCCUGAGCGAUUACCGCCUGCACCUGCGCCGUUCCCUGGUCCGACGGCGCAUGCUCGAGGCUCUGGGGGCGGAGCCGACCGAGGAAGACUGACAUUUAGGGGGGCGGGCCCCGGCUGCGCUUGCGCACCGCCCCUCUGGCUCGGGAUACCCACCGGGAACCUCAGAGGAAAAGGGGAGUUGCCUCCCCAGGAAGGAGGCGGGGUCGGCUCGAGGGGGUGGAUAC